Molecule: messenger RNA, 1026 nt
Organism: Mycena indigotica
Lineage: Eukaryota; Fungi; Basidiomycota; Agaricomycetes; Agaricales; Mycenaceae
Exons: 11
Coding region: 1-1026 (341 amino acids)
Source: RefSeq, a predicted model, not a curated record
AUGAUGCGCAUUAAAGACAUUUUCCGCGCCUUCAGCUCCUCUUCGCAAGAAGCCCAAACCAGUGAUGUCCCCGCUGGCAAUCCCAUAGCCGAUCCGGCUACAAGUCCAGGUCGUCGGUCAAGAAGGCUUAAACGUCGCCCAGCCAAACGAGCAACGAUGGAAUUGGACAAUACACCCAUAGUCUCUCAAAAUAGUCCUGCGGCGUCUCACAGUACCCCAAAUCUACUAAGCGACUCCUCCAGACACUCCCAUUCGCCGAGUGCACGAAGUUGGAGUUCUAGUGCCCAUCAACCGAGGCAAAUUUCCGCACACGAUUCUUGGGGGUCAUACCACGGAAGCAUAUUUCAGGCUCCAGCAAAUGUUCUUCAAACGCAGGCCCAGCAAGAUGUGGUUUCAAGAGGUGACACUGAAUCAGUGCUACCUUCCAGUGCAUACGGUCCGAGGAUGGAAGGGCUCUUCAGCCACCAGCACGACUUGGAGAGGGAGAGUCCGCUCACAGAGUUGGCAUCGAGCCUGAGAAGCUCCCAAAGACGAGCAUCUCGGCCACUACCAGAGCCACCGACGCACUCUUCUCGCCCCACAGCCCAUGACUGGGCCGAAAAUUCUAAACGGAAUCCUGCCAGCACUCCAAUCCUAAAUCGUGAGGCGCGAGCACCCUCGCCUGAAGUUGAACACCAGCGUUCAUCUGGCUCAAGGGGAAAUCGAUCCAGAAGUCCAGGGACAUAUUACAUCGUACCAUCGGGAGUCAAUGUGAUUUUCGAAAAUGAAGCCGGCAAAGAGAUAACAAGAGUCGGUGACUUCGGUCCCGAAGAAGGAAGACCAUCUCCGGUCGAGAAUCGAAACGAACGGCGACACAGAUCGGGUCGACACAAGCAUCAUCGCGAGCGGGAGGAUAGACAUGGCCGUGGACGACGCUCUCAUUCGUCAGAUUCAGAGAAGAGUUAUGGUGCCAGUGAAGCGCCGACCAUAAUCUUAAUCGACAAAUAUGGCCGCCAGAUUCCAAUCAUGCCAUAUGGUCACCGAUAA